AGUUGCCUCUCAACGUGUCAACACUCAACAUGGUCCGCGCACUCUUCACCGUCAUGGUCAUGGCCCUCGUGGUCGCCUUCGCCGCCGCCGGUCACUUCGGCGGAGGUGGAUUUGGCGGUGGAAAAUUCGGUGGAUUCAGCGGUGGAGGAUUCGGUGGAUUUGGAGGUGGACACAGAGGCUUCGGCGGAGGUUUCGGAGGUGGACACGGAGGGUUCGGAGGUGGACACGGAGGGUUCGGAGGCGGAUUUGGAGGCUUCGGAGGUGGAUUUGGAGGAUAUGGCAGGUAAUCAAGUAUCCGUGCUACAUUUCUUUUUUGUAUUUCGAUAAUAAACUCGCUAUA
Molecule: messenger RNA, 340 nt
Organism: Penaeus monodon (black tiger shrimp)
Lineage: Eukaryota; Metazoa; Arthropoda; Malacostraca; Decapoda; Penaeidae
Product: ctenidin-3-like
Exons: 4
Coding region: 30-287 (85 amino acids)
Source: RefSeq, a predicted model, not a curated record